AUGGCUACUGGACGGGAUACUAUGGGGCAUUCAGCCCUCACCGCGGCUGCAGGCGCGGUUUGGGACCAUCAUCGUCGUUGCUGGGCUUUAGAGGCGGCAGUUGAUACAGCCAAGGCACUGUUCAAGUUUAAGGUGGAUUCACCCAACCAUUGCAGGACGCACUGUAUCGCCUGCCAACGGAAGAUAUUGGAGAACGACUUGAGGAUAGGGUACCCGGCAGAGGACAGGUUCAGCGCGGACGGAGUGCGCUCCUUAUUUCUACACGUACACUGUCUACCGGAAGAGCUCGUCUCGAAUGAUGAGGGUCUUGCUAAGCUCUGCCGUGAUCGAAAUUCCGCCGGAAUCCAAGCAUGGCUAGCUGGUCACGUUGUCGGCUUCGAAGCCUUGACUAAGAAGAAGAAGGCUAUGCUGGUUCAAGGCUUUUGUGAGACGCAGCCUCCGGCUGCUCCUGCCGCUCCUAUGAGGUCUUUGAGUCCGUCGGAGAGUGAGGAGCCCCUAACGAAAGGUCAGUGUGGUAGUUCUGUCAAGAGUACAGAGAGGCAAGUUAAUCCGUCGUAUGCUGAUGUUUGUGAGUCUACUCCUGCACUCAAGUCCAUCGACAAAGUUGCAAGGGAGCUGUUGCCGGAAUCACCGAUAGAAACACCCGGUCUGGCCGACUGUGUUACUCCUGUGGCCCCAACGAAUGACAAAUGCUCCAAGUAUCUCGGGGCUUGGAGAUUGACCUCUGGAGGAUGCACUUCGGGGGAUUCUGCAUCUGCUGAUCACAAAGACCAUUACAGUACAGCUACAGGCGAGCAGCAUAAACCGGAAUAUCUCGGUUCUUGGCGUACUGAGGCGGCGAAUUAUCCUGGCAGUAACUAUUACUCUGUUGGAGCACCUGUUCGCCUCGUCCCCAGCUACAGAUCUGGACGGAAAGGACACCACAGCGAGCCUUACUGGAGUUAUGGCAAAUCAUACG
Messenger RNA from Perkinsus marinus ATCC 50983, 958 nucleotides. RefSeq lists its product as hypothetical. The transcript has 3 exons. Gene Ontology annotation, molecular function: zinc ion binding; DNA binding. The record is from RefSeq and is a predicted model, not a curated record. The annotation marks the transcript as partial. Lineage: Eukaryota; Perkinsozoa; Perkinsida; Perkinsidae.